Messenger RNA from Cetraspora pellucida, 1476 nucleotides. The record is from the annotation of a GenBank genome assembly. NCBI's taxonomy places the organism in Eukaryota, Fungi, Glomeromycota, Glomeromycetes, Diversisporales, Gigasporaceae.
AUGGCUCAAAAAACAUUAUUUUUAAUAUUGCUAGCUACAUUUUUGUCCAUAUUAUCUAUAUCUUUUUGGAUUUUGUAUGAAAGUAAUAUAGAGAGCGUUUCAGAUUAUGUUGAACAAACUUCGGAUGACUUUGAGCAAACUUCAAAUGAGUUUAAAUCAACUUCGAAUAAAUUUGAACCAACCUCAAAUGACAUUGAAAGUUCAAAUAAAUCAACCCUUGCUCCUAAUGUUCCAAUAUCAAUCGUAGAUGAGCAUACGAAUGAAGACUCGAAAAUGGAGGUAGUCACCGCCGCAUACUUAAAUAUUCAUUAUUACAUUAAGUAUUUAAAAAUACUGCGUGAACAACAUAAUAAAAUGCUUUACGAUAUUCUUCAUGAAGCUGAUUUAGCUGUUGCCAAUACAAGCGUCUAUUCUGUUACGUUAAAAACCCAACUUGCCCCAUCUAAAGAUCUACAUGAUUAUAUGUCUUUGGCUCGUUAUUUUUGGCCAAACCCUGAAACCAAGGAUGGGUUACCAUAUAUUAGGCGAGAUGGUUUUUCUAAUCCUGAGAUUUCGAGUGUGCCAGAUUACAUCUAUUUAAGAAAAUUAAUGAAAGAUAUUCAAUAUUUGGGAUUGGCUUAUUUUUUUACAAGGAAUGAUACUUAUGUUAAAAAGGCAAUAUAUAGAUUAAAUGAGUGGUUCAUAGAUCCAAAGACAAAGAUGAACCCAAAUUUGAAUUAUGGAAGUCUUAUUAAAGGUUUUGAAUUUGGAAGAAGAACUGGUAUUAUAGAUUUUCGACCCAUUUAUAAAAUUAUACAAUCUAUUUCAAUAAUGAGUUCUUCUAAAUCUUGGGAUAAUAAGAUCGAAUCAAGUUUCAAAAAAUGGCUUACUGAUUACUAUGAAUGGCUCACAACAUCAAAACAUGGUCGUGAAGAACACAAUGCAAAAAAUAAUCAUGGUACAUUUUAUGACGUUCAAGCGACUUAUAUUCUCCAAUACCUCGACCGAAUAGAAGAAGCAAAGGAAUUUGGUUGGAAAGCAUUAAAACACAGGGUUAAUACAGGUAUACUUGCGGAUGGACAACAACGUCAUGAAACUUCCCGUAGUACAAGUUGGUUUUAUUCCGUAUUUAAUUUGCAAGGGUUGUUCUUGCUGGCUGAAAGAACUACGCUGUUGGGAUUUGAUGGAUGGAACUAUAGAGGAAACAAUAAUCAAAGUAUAAAAACCGCUGUAGAUUAUUUGUUGCCGUUUGCAUUAAAUGGAGGUGAGGGAUGGAAGUUUAAAAACAUUGCUGGUUUCAAAUUUAAUGAUUAUAUAAGGAUUUUGGAAUUAAGUUGGAUUAUUUGGGGUGAUGAUAAAUAUCUCGAUGCAGUCGAGACUUUGAGACCAAAAUCAAAAUUAGAGCAAGCCUUAGGCAGUCAUGAAGUAUGGGAAGAUAAUUCCCUAUGCAUUUGGUCUUUGAUUAAUGAAAAAAGUUUGUGGUCUUGUUUUAAUUGA